AAAAAUGUCAUGUUGAUUUAUCGGUUUGUUUGUACGUUAAAAACUUAUUGUAGUGCGUUUGUACGAAAGUGCUUUUAAAACUGUUGAUUUCAUUGUAUUAAUUUUAAUCAGAAUUUUUAAAAUUAAGUUCAAAAUUAAUUUAGGACCGCCGAAAUGAAUACAUCCACUUUUAACCCGAGAAUGGAUGCCGCUCAAAAUCCGGCGCAAAAAAUGGAAUUGGCGUCCAGGAACGUGGAAAAUUCGUUGCUAAUCGACAACAAUGCUCCGAGAUUGAUCGAUUUUAUGAAUAUUAAUCCGCAAAGCGGCUCCACCGCCAGCGGCUUCGCAGACCAUGAUUAUCCAACUUUAAGUGGAUUAUCGCACAUUAUCAACAGUAUGACCCAAAUCAAGUGCGUUAGCAACGUUCCUAUACCUUCGGAAAUUGUCGACCACUUCGCCCGUGUGCAAUGCCACUGCAUGAUGGGUUUAUUUUCCGAAAUAAACAGAGCUUGGUUAACUGUCGAUAGUGAUAUUUACGUUUGGACUUACGAGGAAAAUACCGACUUGGCUUAUUUCGAUGGGAUAAGUGAAACAAUCGUUUGCGUGGGCCUAGUGAAACCUAAAGCAGGAGUUUUUCACGCUUUUAUAAAAUACCUCCUGAUUUUAGCGACAUCCGUUGAUAUUGUUGUAUUAGGGGUUACUUUCACUGAACGACCCGGAGACAACGCUGAUGAAAUUCAACUCAUACCUGAUCCUGUAUUCAUUUUACCUACCGAUGGUUCCACCGUCACGAUAAUCAACAGUACCGAUGAUGGUAGGAUUUUUUACGGCACAAAAGAAGGGAAUUUAUUCGAAAUUGCAUAUCAAGCUGAAAGUGGUUGGUUCGGCAAGAGAUGCAAAAAAAUUAAUUUAUCCACCAGCACUUUGUCAUUUCUGGUUCCCUCGUUUAUUAAUGCAGCGUUGAGCGAAGAGGAUGGAAUAACGCAAAUUUCAAUUGACGAUAGCAGACAUAUUCUCUAUAUUCUCACGGAAAAAGGUUCCAUAGAAGUUUGCGAUCUAGGAGAGAAAGGGAAUUCCUUUUCCAGGAUUAGUAAAAUGUCUCAAAGCACGUUGGUUAACCAAGCGAUGAAUACUGUUAAAACCCUCGACAGUAAAAAUUUUCGACCGAUCGUGAGCAUAUCCGCCAUCGAAACAUCAGAAUCGGUUAAUUUGAAUUUGGUAGCCGUGUCUCAAACGGGAGUACGAUUUUAUAUGACUGUUACGAGUUUAUCAAACCAAAAUCCUAAUCAAAGACCGUAUACGCUAACCCUAGCUCACGUAAGACUUCCACCCGGUUAUUCAGCUAACAUUACCGUAAGACCCAGGGCGGUACAUGUGUCACAGUAUAGGGACAGAAACUUGGUUUUAAUAUCUACUGUUAACGAAAAAGAUGUGUUAUGGUGCAUGAGCUCAGACUUAUUUCCUUUCGGGCAAGGACUGACAGAAGCUUACACGGCUAUUAAUUUAGAUGGACCCGCUCUAGCUAUUUCUGAGGCGAGGAGCGCUAGUCCUCUUCAAAUAAAGGAUGUACAUGAAGCGCCCCCUUUAGUCGUACGGCAACACGCUGAACCACCCAAAAAGUACAUUGUGCUCACAUCGCAUAGCAUUCAGAUCUUCAUUAAGUUAAGACCAGUGGAUGUAUUGAAGCAAAUUUUGAAAGACAGCCACGGGCAAGACACCGAAGCUUUGAAAGCCUUCUUUACUAUUCAAAAGGAGGAUCAAGCGUGCGCUACCGCUUUGAUAUUGGCUUCAUUGGAGAACGAAGAUAACAUGGAAAUAGCCGAGUUUGCGACCAGAGCUUUCUUCUUGUUCGGAGGCGAACCGAAAUUAGCUGCUCCUAUGAAUACUUUUUCGGGACCGUCAGUGUUUUGCCCACCCGUCAUGUCUACUCCGAAUAUACACCAAUAUCAACAGCAGCAGCAAUAUCAAACUUCACCGCAAUACCAGCCCAACUUUCCGCAUGGCAUCUCGCCCGCUGCGAAUGCAUACGAAUUGACCAGCCCCUUCGUUUUUUCACCUAAGCACAACGGGCUCUAUUUGUAUUUAAGCAGAAUAUUGCGACCUAUUUGGCAUCGAAGGACAGUGGAUAAGCUUUGCUUAGAUGGAAAAAUUGUCACAAAUCACAGUACGGUGACCAGCGAAGACUGCAUAUUUAUCUUGAACUACGUGACGUCCUUGCAUAAUUUCCUGAUGCGUAAUACUCAGCUUUCGUCGUUGAGCGCCGCUCCCGGUCACAAUACUCAAAACUUCAAUAAUACCACGAUGAACGUGACUAGAUUGAACCAUACCAUUCAAGACGUCCAGUUGGAGGAAAGGGCGUCUCUGGAUGCUUUGAAAACGUUCGUUUGCCACUGUUGUCAAAUAUUAGGUUUAUGGAGAAUUCUUUGUGAACAUCAAUUCCACACGUUAAUAGCAUCUCUACCUGAAACUGAGCAGCAGAUAUUGCAAAAUACGACCUUCAAGGAUCUACUUUUAUACAGACACGAUAUCUGUACGUUGUUAAUAGCUACAUUAGUGGAUAGUUAUUUAGGCGAUAACGCCUCGGUGGAUUCGAUUAGCAGCAAAUUGAGAGAAGUCUGCCCGCUGUUUUAUAAAACCGAAGAUGCUGCAUUUUCAAAAGCCGUGGAAAUAUUAAAGAUGACGCGGGCGAUUCAAAACAACGACGAAAAGGAGGAAAUGAUCCAAUCGGCCCUGCAGAUUUGCAAAUCAAUCGGGCCCACUAUCAAUAUCACCGAUAUAUGCAAGGAAUUCGCUAAUCUCAAAGCGUACAAAGCUGUUACGGAAUUGUGCGCGCAUUUCGGUAAGAAAAUAGAUCCCGAUAAAAUAGCGGAGAGUUACUACAACGCCGAAGAUAACAGCGGUGACCAAGAGGGGUACAAUUAUUAUCAAAGACGGUUGGAAAUUUAUCGUCACAUAUUAAACAUGUUGGAUCAAUUAUACAACGAACAAAAUCAAACGCAAGUCAUUAGUAGAGAUUCCGCGUACUCGGUUAAUCAGACCAUAUUGCUCGAUGGUGUCGAACAAUCCCAAGUAGGAUACGUGAUGAAGCAAGUAAUAAAAGACGUCAUGGAAACGCCCGACGAAAUCAUGCAUUUCGCACUUUACGAUUGGCUGGUGUUCAAAAAUAUGACUGGAGAUUUGAUAAACAUCCAAAAUCCCUCGCUGGAAACGUAUUUGAAGCGAACGUCCACCCAGAAUCCCAACAACAUCGAGACCAUGAAUUUGUUGUGGAAAUACUACGAAAGUUGCAACAAUCACGCGGCUGCUGCGAAAAUAUUGAACAACCUCGCCUCGAGAACUGGUACAAACGUUCCGUUGAAAGAGAGACUGUCUUACCUAGCGAGGGCUAUCAUGUGCAUGCGAAGCGAUAAAAUCGGUUACGCGCCCUAUCUGGGUGUAUUUUUGAGAGAUCUUGAAGAUAAAAUGGAGGUAGCGAAGGUGCAGGAACAAAUUUUGGAUGCUAUCGUAAAUUUGCAAGGACAAAUACCUAACGCUCAGGAAGCAAUAAGUGCACUUAAUUCCGGAUUGUACGAAAUUUCUCAGUUGUAUGAAAAUUUCGCUGAGCCUUUCAAACUAUUAGAAUGCCAAUUGGCAAUCAUAGAAUGCGCCGGAUACACCGAUCAAGUAUUGAUCGAGUCCAUUUGGCAGCAAAUUUUGACUGAAGAACUGAGGAAGACCUACGGAACAGGGACAGAUAAAGUCUGUCAGCUUUUGAACAAAGUGAAGCAGCUCUCGAAGCAAUACGCUCAAUCUGCAAACUGUUUUCCCUUGAGUUACAUUGUUUAUGAAUUGGAAAUCGUGAAUGCAAAACUUCGAGGAGACAAACAACUCGUUCCUUGUGCCUUGGAAAGUAUGAAUAUUCCUUUCGAAAAUUUAAUCAACGUUUACAAUAGUUUAAAUACGAUUUCCAUAAACGAUCACUUUUGGCAAUUAGAGGAGAACGAAUUUCAUCUUUCUGAAGCUACUGCUGCGUUAAUAAAUUGCUUCCUGGGCCAUCUUGAACAGUACAGCAGUGUUGAGAAACGAAAAAUAACUUCGCUCUGUCAAGACGCAGUGGUUGCUUUACUAUCCAACUUGUAUAGCAAGCCCAACACCGAGGUAUUGGUUAAUAAGUUGAGAAAUAUACAAGCCAAGUUGUCGAGAAUUUAGAAAAUUUACUGCCACUUUGUAAUUUUAUAAUU
Messenger RNA from Phyllotreta striolata, 4199 nucleotides. Lineage: Eukaryota; Metazoa; Arthropoda; Insecta; Coleoptera; Chrysomelidae. The record is from the annotation of a GenBank genome assembly.